CUGCUCCUGGCUGAGAACCGCGCGUCAUGCUCAUACUCUCCUGAUAGUUUUCGUUAGGUUUGAGGAUUACACGUUGCUCUUCUGCAGGAUGGAUAGUUUCCUCAUACAACUCUGGUUGGUUUUCUCAAAAAUAUGUUACCACUGAGCUCACUACAAUGUUGACUCUUGUGUUUCUCUAAGUUAAUAUUGAGAGGAGACGAUGUUUUGAUCUGGCGAGACAUCAUUUCACUAAACCGUCACGCUCUGGAAAUGUUUAUCAAGGCGCAAUAUUUGUAUGUAAUGUCUCACGACUUUAAAUGUGGACUGUUUCACAUAAAUCUACGUUCAACAGUGUAUAGGCUAUUUCCUACUGUGUCCGGUUCUAAUUAAAAGUUAAAAAAAGAGGUGUGUGUGUGUGCGUGUGUGUGUGCGUGUGUGUGUUAUGGACCAUGUAAACAUGAUCCUACUCAGUACCAACCGCACAUUAACAAAUGCAAGAAAAAUUAACACGACAGAAAAAAGCAAAGCAAAGCCUGACAAUAAAUGAUAUGCAAUAAUAAGUGUGCCAGUAGUUUGUGUGUGUGUGCGCGCGCGUGCUGGUCAGGGUCUGCAGAGCCAAUCAGCUGCCCAUGCAGAUGACGUGCUGAUGUCAUACGUCAGCCCCGCCGCUUGUCAGGAUCAGAGCUCCACACACACCGGCAACAAACACAUACACACACUCCCUCUCCGAGCCGGACAGCACAGCCCCUGGCCCGGCAGCCCGGCAGCGGAGGACACAUCCAGGCUUCCAGGCGCCCCGCAGCCCGCUGUGACAGUGGACCUAACGUCGCCUUACUUUGUGGACAUGGGAGACAUGGGGGAUCCGCCGAAAAAGAAGCGGCUGGUGUCUCUGUGCGUGGGCUGCGGGAACCAGAUCCACGACCAGUACAUCCUGCGGGUCUCUCCGGACCUGGAGUGGCACGCCGCCUGUCUCAAAUGUGCCGAAUGCAGCCAGUACCUAGACGAGUCCUGCACGUGCUUCGUCAGGGACGGAAAGACUUACUGUAAACGGGACUAUAUCAGGUUAUACGGGAUUAAAUGCGCUAAAUGCAACAUCGGCUUCAGUAAGAACGACUUCGUGAUGAGGGCCCGCUCCAAGGUCUACCACAUCGAGUGUUUCCGCUGCGUGGCCUGUAGCCGGCAGCUCAUCCCGGGUGAUGAGUUCGCUCUGCGGGAGGACGGGCUUUUCUGUCGGGCGGACCACGACGUGGUGGAGCGGGCGAGCCUGGGCCCUGGAGACCCGCUCAGUCCACUGCACCCCGCCAGACCGCUGCAGAUGGCAGCAGAACCAAUCUCGGCCCGACAGCCUGCGCUGCGGCCUCACGUUCACAAACAGCCAGAGAAGACCACCCGGGUCCGGACGGUGUUAAAUGAAAAGCAACUUCACACGCUGCGGACUUGCUACAACGCCAACCCGAGGCCCGAUGCCCUUAUGAAGGAGCAGUUGGUGGAGAUGACCAGCCUCAGCCCGCGAGUCAUCCGGGUCUGGUUCCAGAACAAGCGCUGCAAGGACAAGAAGAGGUCCAUCCUGAUGAAGCAGCUGCAGCAGCAGCAGCCCAACGACAAGACGAACAUCCAGGGCAUGACGGGCACCCCGAUGGUGGCAGCCAGUCCGGAGCGGCACGACGGCGGCAUCCAGGCCAACCCGGUGGAGGUGCAGAGCUACCAGCCGCCAUGGAAGGUCCUCAGUGACUUCGCCCUGCAGAGUGACAUCGACCAGCCGGCCUUCCAACAACUGGUCAGUUUCUCGGAGGGAGGACCGGGUUCGAACUCGACGGGCAGUGAGGUAGCGUCCAUGUCAUCUCAGCUUCCAGACACGCCGAACAGCAUGGUGUCCAGCCCCAUCGAGGCCUGAGCAGACCCCGCAUGGACGGACUGAGUUGAACACACAGCCCCUGCUCAUCCCAUCCCCCCGACUGCACCUAACAACCCCCUGGUUGUAUUUUGACACUGUGAAGACAAUCAUGGGAUUUUACCAUAGCCACCUAUAUAAUGUCCUGGAUGGGCAGUAUGUCCAUGUCCAUCCAUGCGUCGUCAUGGCCGGUGCUGCCCGCUCUCACGCCUGGUUACAAUUGCCAAACCGAGAAGACAUGAACACGACUCCAUCGGUAAAUGGGACCUCUGAGUAUAGGAGAGACGUAUACUUGCAAAAUGCUGUGCGCUACUCUGAACAGAAAACAAUGACUGGUGAUUUUUUUAAUCCAUAAACGCACUUCAUCGUAUAAUAGACCGUUUGAAGGGGAACAGCACUGCUUUUCUUCAUUUAAUUACACGAUUUCCUACAUGACCCAAGUACUAAAGCAUUUGCAACAAGGUAUACCUCUAUUUUGCCACAAGCUUCGUGGGACAUUUGUGUGAGUUAGUGUCUGUCCGAGAUUUUUUUUUUUUCUUUCCCAAAGAUGUGUAAAUUAAUAAUAAGUUAAAAAUACCGUUAGCUCUGGAAGAAAAUGUUUCAUUUGUUCCCGUGCAACAAAAAUUAUUUAUUAUUUAUUGUUGACAAUUUUGCCACCUUUUGUGUA
Messenger RNA from Hippoglossus stenolepis (Pacific halibut), 2537 nucleotides. It is a transcript of the gene isl1a, whose product is annotated as ISL LIM homeobox 1a. The record is from RefSeq and is a predicted model, not a curated record. The coding region runs from base 626 to 1873 and encodes 415 amino acids. Gene Ontology annotation, biological process: positive regulation of transcription by RNA polymerase II; neuron fate specification; axonogenesis. The transcript has 6 exons. Gene Ontology annotation, molecular function: cis-regulatory region sequence-specific DNA binding; DNA-binding transcription factor activity, RNA polymerase II-specific. Gene Ontology annotation, cellular component: nucleus. NCBI's taxonomy places the organism in Eukaryota, Metazoa, Chordata, Actinopteri, Pleuronectiformes, Pleuronectidae.